Molecule: messenger RNA, 5088 nt
Organism: Lodderomyces oxycetoniae
Lineage: Eukaryota; Fungi; Ascomycota; Pichiomycetes; Serinales; Debaryomycetaceae
Product: SPT23
Exons: 2
Coding region: 1-5088 (1695 amino acids)
Biological process (GO): uroporphyrinogen III biosynthetic process
Cellular component (GO): cytosol
Molecular function (GO): protein binding; uroporphyrinogen-III synthase activity
Source: RefSeq, a predicted model, not a curated record
AUGACGUUUGCUGUUAAAGCAGAGCCCAUGUCUCAUAAUUUCCUAGCUAGCUUUGAAGAUACAGAGUCAAAUCUCCAUAAAACCCCUUCCAAUAUUGUCGAUUUCGAAAAUAAGUUUCUGGAAGAGGAACAUGAUAUACUAGAUGAGUUUUUGGAUCAAAGAGUAUAUGACUCCAUGAGGAGCAAUACACCAAAUCCCCUAAAUAAAAGUACACAGCAAGACGAACAGGAGCAGGAUCAAAAUAACUUGCUAACUUCCUUGUACGCCUUGACUAAUACUAGUAAUGAAUACAAUAAUGGCAAUACUGAUAACUCUCUCGAUGGUAUGAAUGAUUUUGAGCUGUUUCAAAACUCAGCAGCUACAAACAACAGCAGCAGCGGCAGCAGCAGUAGCAACAACAACAGCAACAACAGCAACAGCAACAACAACAAUAAUAAUAAUGGAAGCGAAGAGAUUUCACCAAAUGAGACCGAUUACUUGUGUUUGAAUUUACCCCAAGAUUCUAAUUAUAAUUCAAGUUUUCCACAUUUGCCUCAGCAGCAGCAACAGCAGCAACAGCAACAGCAGCAACAACCUUUGCAGUUUCCAUUUGACAGCAACUCCUUUAAUUCACAAAAAAAUCCAUAUCAAAGUUCGUUGCUUGGCUCAAGUUUCAACAGCCCUAAUUCCAUAACAUCCCCAGAUUCAAGGCCAUUGCCCUCUUUAACUGCUGUCCCCUCACAACUAUCUGAUUACGAGUUCAUACGAGAAGAAUUGAGUAAAUUGAAAUUUGGAAGUCACAGAAUGAACGCAGUGCCCCAAAGUGUUGCUGUUCUCGAUAGUUCAUACUUGGAUUUUUCCCCAGAAGUUAUGAAGAAGCUACCUCAUCAACUAACAUUGACAGGAUUACCAAGCCAUUCACGAGUGGAAACUCAAAUCAAAUGCGAAAUCACCCUAAGUCCUGCACCUAAUGAAUACCAUUUAUUGUAUGUACCUCAAGAUCUUAUUUCGAAGAAUAAAUUCUGCUUAUCCGAGCCGAUGGAAACUUUGAAUCCAAAAUUGAAGGAAAAUUUAUUAUACUUGGAUGCUUAUGUGUUGACAUCUGAUUUAAAAAAGUCAUGUAAUAUCUGUUCAAGGUGUAUUAGAAGGGAACAGAAAAGAGCAUCGCGUGGUAAAGCAGCAGGAAGUGAAAUUGAUGAACCAAAUUAUGCCGCCAGCAUCUCUCCCGUGAACACCAAUACCACGACGGCUACCACUCCGUCAACAGUUUCAUCAAAGAAGAACUCCAUAAAGAAUAACUCCACUAGCUGGUUAGAUGAUAAGAUGAUGAAAAAGGCGAUAAUUUUCAAUUGUAAAGAAAUCGUUUCUUUCCCACCACCUACAGGCAUUUUGAAUCAGGAUUCCAAAUCCAUUGAAUUGUCAGCAAGAAUCAUUUGCUAUUGUAGACAUCAUAAGGAACUGUUGGGAUUUAAAUUAUUGAUUGUAUUAAAGAAUAAUAAAGGUGAGGUUGUUGCUAAGCAGAUUUCGUCAACUAUUAUGAUUAUGGAUAGAAAGAAGAACAUCCCAUUGACAAAGGAUUCAUUACCCAACUCUGUUAGAGGGUCGUCUGUUAAUCUCCAAGGAUUAGUUGGCAAUCCCUCCUGUAGUACAAAUAACAACAACAAUAAGAAGAAGAAGUUUUCAACUUCGGAUUCAGAAAAUGACAAGAAUGGUGGCGAUACAGGGUUUAUUCAUCAAUUAUCUCCAAAUUCCUUAGAUGAAUCGAAUUCAGAAAUUCAUACAAAUACCGAUUUGGAAUCAUCUAAUGGACGUGGUAUAAAGAGAAAGAAGCUAUCUGUGGACGAUUCUUACAAUAGCUCAUCAAAUCCAAUGUAUAACGGGAGUAUCAAUGGUCAUUCACCUUUGAGUAAUAGUGACACUAAUACAUCAAGUAAUGUUCUUUCGCUUAAACAACAGCAGCAGCAGCAGCAGCAGCAGCAGCAGCAAUCACAACAACGACAACAUCUUCAACAAUUACAGCAACAACCACUACCAAUAAAUUUACAAGCAAUGUCACCAUUAUCUACACUCACUCAACAGCAUCAAUCGUACCAUUUGCUGGGACAACAACCAUUACAGCAUCAAUUGCAACAACAACAACAACAACAUCAGUUGCAGCAGCAGCAACAAAUACAAAUACAACAGCAGCAGCAGAAAGUUCCUUCAAUACAAAAAAUCAUUCCUGCACAGGGUCCAAUUAGAGGAGGUAUAGAGAUUACACUUCUUGGAUUCAAUUUCAAGCCAGGAUUGGUUGUUAAAUUUGGAGCUAAUCAAGCACUUGCUACACAUUGUUGGUCUGAGACCACAAUAAUUACAUAUUUACCCCCUGCGCAGCUACCAGGGCAAGUAUUAGUUUCUUUUGAAAAUGAACAAGUUGAGCCUAUAUCGACGUAUCAGCAACUGCAAAUUUUUACGUAUACAGAUGAUACAGAUCGACAAUUGAUAGAGUUGGCAUUGCAGAUUGUUGGAUUGAAAAUGAAUGGGAAAUUGGAAGAUGCAAAAAAUAUAGCUAGGAGGAUUGUUGGGACCGACAAUAACGGAAAAACUGGAAAUAAAUUGAACAAUGGAACUUGUACGAGUACCUCCAGUACUCCACCAACGAGCACUGCGCCAAAUGCCAGUGAAGUUUCCAAUUGGUUCAAUUCAGCUCACGAAUCAUUAGUGAAAUUGACUAGUUCUGGGCUUAGCAUUCAAACUGUACUUGUGCGUUUGCUUUCUCUUGUUGAUUUACCCAAUUGUCCUAUCAUAAUACCCAAUUGGCAACUAGCCAAUGCUCAAGGUCAAACGUUGUUGCAUUUGUCUACACUAAAGAGUUACUCGAAUUUAAUCAAGUUUUUGGUAACUCAUGGAUGUAAGAUUGAUAUCAAAGAUAAUCAAGGUAUUACCCCACUAUUUCUUGCAUCGAUGAAUGGUAACAGGAAAUUAAUGGAGUUUUAUAUUGAUUAUUGUAAAUCAAACUGGAAUCAAAAGUUGCUGAAUGAUUUAUAUAUCAAGGAUUAUUGUGAUUUGAAUGUAAUCGAUAUGUUUGGAGUAUUGGAAGAGGAGAGCAUUGCCUCAUCGAUAGUUGAUCAUCGGGAAAAGGAGAAGGAAGAAGAAGAAGAAGAAGAAGAAGAAGAAGAGGGUGGUGGAGGAGGAAAAGAGGAGGAAGACAGCAUGAGGAAAAUUAUGUCGUUUGACUCAUUGAAUAGCAUGUUCGAUAAUAACAAUAGCGGUGGAAGGCAUAUUUCAAAAAUGGUUGCUAAUGAAGAGUUGCAUAGAGAUAUGGCGAUCAAUAAUCUGAACAAUUAUGGCAAUGGUGAUAACAGGUUAUGGACUGAUGAUGAUCGGAACUAUAUUUCUGACUUUGCUGAUUCUGAAUUCGAAUCCGAAGAUGAUUAUGAUGAAGAGGAAGCAGAUUAUUGCGAUGAUGACGAUGACGAUGAUGAUGAUGAUGACGAUGAUGACGAUGAUAAUGAAAUAAGAAAAGAAGGCAGAAAGAUUGGUGUUUUAGAUAAAAGAGAGGAUAUGCUAAGGGCAACCUCCAUAGAGCACAGUACACAAGACCAAAGUGAUGAUGGUGAUGCUACUGAAAUACAAGAGACUUUUAUCCCUUCAAUCAAGGCACCUUCAUCUCCUGGAUUGUGGCAAAAAGUCAAGAAUGUGUUUAAUAAGGAUGACGAGAGUGAUAAUUUGCCCACUUAUGAUGAUUUGUUCCCAUUUGGACCUUCUUCAGCUACUGCUAAACCUAAAAGUGAGUUUGAACAAUUGAUGAAUAUACCCAAGAGUUCCGAAACGUUGGUGAAAGAAAUGGGCGUAAUUGGAGAGGAAACAAUAGGUUCAUCAUCGGCGGAAUUACAUACCAGAGAGUCUACUGCCAACACAGCCGCCGUCGCCGUCGCCGCUACCACCGCCAACACUACAGCAGUUACUUCUUCUUCCACUGAUCAGGAUAUUGAUGCUGGUGCAACUUCCGACUCUUCAAUAGACAUGGUCAUUUCGUACAUCAACCAAUCACAAAAAUCCGUGUUGCACGACAAAAUGUUGGUAUUCUUUUGGAUUCCUAUUCUCGUGCUGCUUGUUGCACUAUUUUUUAUGAUUUAUGUUAUGGGGUAUAAUUUCAAAACGAUUGAGAAUGUCAAGGUAAGACUAAUGCCCAGUGAGUCUCCAAUGAGUGCCACAGACUCGACUAUGCAUCAUCGGGAGCAUGAGCAUGAGCACCAGCACCAGCACUAUCAAUCUAAUUCUUUAGUAAUUUUAUUAAAAAACCCAAGUAUACCGAUUGACCCAUAUGCCAAACUUUUCCAAUCUCAAUUGGAUCAUGCUUACACCCCCCAAUUUGUUCCGUUGCUAACGCAUACACAUAGAGAUAAGUCAUUAACCAAGAAGUUUCUCACUUCGCCGCAUUUUCUUAAUGAAGUGGGUUAUUUUAUAAUUACUUCGCAACGAGCAGUUGAAAUGUUCCAGGAAUGUAUUGAUGAAAUUAAUGAUGAAGACGCUGUGAAGAAAAUAUUAGGUAAAGUGGGGUAUACUGUGGGGCCUGCUACGUUUAAGAUACUACAAAAGCAAGGUUUUAAUAAUGUUAGGGGAGGCGAAAGUGCUGGGAACGGAAUGAAACUAGCAGAGUUGAUACUCAGUGAAGUCGACAAUGGUGAGAAAAUUGUCUUUUUCACUGGCGAAAUCAGGAAAGAUAUUAUACCGAAACGACUAGCUGGUGAGAAUGGUGGCGGCUUUCGUCAGUUUGAAGAGUUUGUCAUUUAUAAGACUAUGGAAAGAAAUGAUAUUAUCAAAAGAUUUGAAAAUUUGAUCAGUGUGGAAAGCGGGCACGGGGAAAAGGAGCUUGGAUGGAUUGUGUUUUUUAGUCCGCAGGGUACAAAGGACAUUGUUCAAUAUUUGAAAAAGAAUGACAAUGGUGGUGGUGGUUUUAAGUUGGCUUGUAUUGGACCAACUACUGAGGAAUACCUAGUAGAAAAUGGAUUGGCCCCCGAUGUGAUUGCGGCAAAGCCUGAUCCAACUAGUUUGGUUGCUGGCAUAGUUGAGUUCGACAAAAGGAGAGAGAAGGAGAAGAAAUUAUACCAAGAGAAGAACAGUUAG